Messenger RNA from Plodia interpunctella (Indianmeal moth), 422 nucleotides. RefSeq names its product kish (gene ksh). Gene Ontology annotation, biological process: protein secretion; intracellular transport. The coding region runs from base 153 to 371 and encodes 72 amino acids. Lineage: Eukaryota; Metazoa; Arthropoda; Insecta; Lepidoptera; Pyralidae. The transcript is spliced from 3 exons. The record is from RefSeq and is a predicted model, not a curated record.
GUCAAUCGACAGCUGAUGUGUUUUGACGUUUUGUGCUUCGUUGUAGGGUCAGAUAGAAUUCGGAGCUAGAAAUUACGGGGGAAUACGGAGUUUUUCAUACAUUCUAUAUUUUUUCAGUUUCUAAAAACUGCAUUUUGAUUGAAUGAAAAGAAAUGAGUGCAAUAUUCAAUUUUCAAAGUUUACUGUCGGUAAUACUACUCUUGAUAUGCACCUGUGCAUAUUUAAGAUCAUUUUUCCCUAGUAUUAUGGACCGUAAUAAGACUGGAUUGAUGGGGACCUUUUGGAAAUGUGCCAGGAUUGGGGAAAGAAAAUCUCCAUAUGUAGCAGUGUGCUGCAUAGUAAUGGCAUUCUCAAUAUUGUUCCUUACUUAAGUUAUUGCUAUGUUAGUUUUUAUACUGUACAUUAAAAUUAUUUUAAGAAUA